Pecten maximus is the source of this 786-nucleotide messenger RNA. Its product is annotated as multiple epidermal growth factor-like domains protein 10. The record is from RefSeq and is a predicted model, not a curated record. Gene Ontology annotation, molecular function: scavenger receptor activity. Bases 1 to 786 code for a protein of 261 amino acids. Lineage: Eukaryota; Metazoa; Mollusca; Bivalvia; Pectinida; Pectinidae. The transcript has 7 exons.
AUGUGGAAAUAUGAAACUUGCUCCGAAGGAGAAUUUGGCAAGGGAUGUAACAUUCUAUGUCAAUGCGCUGAACCGGGAUGUAACAGGGAGAAUGGAAUUUGCACAAACCUAAAUAAAGGGUGUUUGGCUGGCUGGAAUGGCACCACUUGUAGCCAAGAAUGCGUUAGUCCGUAUUUUGGAAACAAUUGUGCCUCACAGUGUAUAUGUAGAACACAUGGCUGUAAUCAUAUUGAUGGGACAUGUACAGUACCCGGAUGUCAGACUGGGUGGAUGGGUACCUCAUGCUCCACACAAUGUACUGAGAACACUUUCGGAAUGGAUUGUCAAUUCAUUUGUCAUUGCAAGACACCUGGUUGUAGCCGUUUCAAUGGGACAUGUACCUCGUCCGAUGGUUGUAGCGAUGGAUACGUCAGUAUCACGUGCAGUACAAAAGAAUGCAAACCGGGAUUUUAUGGAGUGAAUUGUUCGAAGCAAUGUCAUUGCAAGGAUGCUGGAUGUCAUUAUAUGACCGGAAACUGCUCGCCAUCAGGAUGUUUGCCGGGCUGGAGAGGAAAUUCGUGUAGCGAAAGUUGUGGCACUGGGAGGUUUGGUGAAACAUGUUCCUUGAUUUGUCCCGUGACGUGUAAAGACUUCUUGUGUCAUCACGAAACCGGGCAUUGCUUAGAUUGCUACCCCGGAAAGUACGGAGUGGUGUGUGGUGCUGAUUGUCCGGACACAUGUACGAACAACACCUGUAAUAAGGACGAUGGACAGUGUCUAACCACUGGUGGGUACAUGAGUAGAUGA